Messenger RNA from Diachasmimorpha longicaudata, 1212 nucleotides. RefSeq names its product receptor expression-enhancing protein 5-like. The transcript has 4 exons. The record is from RefSeq and is a predicted model, not a curated record. NCBI's taxonomy places the organism in Eukaryota, Metazoa, Arthropoda, Insecta, Hymenoptera, Braconidae. The coding region runs from base 145 to 687 and encodes 180 amino acids.
UAACCUUGACCCAUCAAAACUCAACGGUCGCUGGACUUGUCUACCGGUGUGGUUUUUAUUCAUCCGGCUAAAGUCACUAUCACUUACUCAUACUCUUAUCACACGUAAUCAAUCACUUGAAAAAAUAAGGAAAUUUUUUAAAACAUGGCUCGAAUAAUGGCGACAAAAGAAACAGUGGAAAAGGCGCUGAGAGACGAGAGUAAACCCUGGACUAAAUUUUUCGCUAUGGCAGAGGCUAAAACAGGUGUUGAUAGGCUUUACAUCUUAGGAGCCUCGGUUGCACUUCUGGCACUGUACCUGGUGUUUGGACUCGGUCAACAACUUGUUUGCAAUAUCAUUGGAUUUUUCUACCCUGCUUAUUGCUCAAUGAAAGCAUUGGAGACACCGAAGAAGGAGGAUGAUACUAAAUGGUUAACUUACUGGGUUGUCUUCGCUGUAUUUACGAUUAUUGAAUUCUUCUCAGAUUUCAUCGUUGGGUGGUUCCCACUCUAUUGGCUGUGCAAGUGCAUUUUCUAUGUCUGGCUGAUGGCUCCAGUCGAUUACAACGGAUCCCUUAUUAUAUAUCAACGUUUUAUCAGACCAAAAUUCAUGCAAUACCAGCCACAGGUUGACAACAUCAUGACAAGUGCCCGUGAUGCUGCAAUGAAAGCAGCUGCGGACGUCUUAUCGCAUGAGAAAAAUAAUUAAUAAAUAAUUAAAGAACAAUAAGUGAAUAGGUUGCCAUUUUUUCCAUUAAAAAUGUGACUGCAAAUUUUUUAAAGCCAACCUUAAUCAAGGGCUCUACCGUGUUCAUCAAUGUGAGAAAAAUUAUUAACAAGCUCGCACAAUUUGCCCUUCUCAAUUUUUAAAUAUUUUUCUUCAAUAAAUUAUUACAACCAAAUUAAAAAAAAUUAAUGAACAGAAAUGAACAGAAUAUAGAUAUGUCAAUUCACGCAGGAUUCGAGGGGAGACCCAUCGACCAAGAAUCAAUCAGUCCUAGGUCAUGUUUGCCAGCACCUAAACUCAUGAUGAGACCAGAGAGAUCGCCCCGGUGGCCACGUCCUCGCAUUGCAUGCACAAUUUUAGCGAUACUAGAUAACAUUGAGAAGAAUGAAAGAUUGUAAAUUAAUUAUGUUAUAAUUCAUCACAAAAAUUGUACAAUCGUUGAUGUAAAAGAAUAUGCCUUACUUCGCCCAUUCCUCCUGGAUAGCAAUAAAUUGUGCUCGUAAUACA